This is a messenger RNA of Tarenaya hassleriana, 1211 nucleotides long. RefSeq lists its product as uncharacterized. The coding region runs from base 58 to 1014 and encodes 318 amino acids. The record is from RefSeq and is a predicted model, not a curated record. The transcript has a single exon. Lineage: Eukaryota; Viridiplantae; Streptophyta; Magnoliopsida; Brassicales; Cleomaceae.
CCAGAGAACAAAAAGAGAGCAAGAUUUUUUUUUUCCAAGAAAAAAAAACAGAAGAAGAUGAGGUUUUCUUCUUCGAGACCCGUUUCGAGUCCGGGUCGGGUCGAGAAUUACCCGCCGCUACUGAUGCGGUUCCUCCGAACAAACACCGGCUGCAAAAGCAGGGGCCGUUCUCGUUCAAGUCCCAUCUUCUUUCGCCGGAAAAAUACUCCGGCGACGGAGACCCAAGAGCCUUCGUCGCCUAAGGUCACUUGUAUGGGUCAGGUCCGAAUGACCCGCUCCAAGAAAUCCAAGCCCAGACCGGGUCGGGUCGCCGGGAAAAGCCGACAGCGGCGACGGCGGCGGUGCUGGUGGGUCAAGAGCGCGUUUUCCUGCCAUCCUUCCGCCGGAAAACUCAAACCGAAUUUCUUCAGCCCUGUUUGGCGCAAAUGGGUUUCGUUUUCUCGUGUCAGUUUCUCGGGAAAAUCAGAGAAAAGAUCGAGCUCGACGAGGAGUGAACCCAUUUUCAGACGUUCGACGGUGCAGCUAAACGAUGCAGAAACUCGAACAGAUGAACAAGAAGAAGAAGAAGAAAAUUCAUCCAAAUCCUUCGAUUCGAUUCCUCCGAGAAACGCUUUGUUAUUGACGAGAUGCAGAUCUGCGCCGUACAGAUCUUCGUCGUUAGCAAGCAGAUUCUGGGGAUCUCCAGUUUCCCGCGACCAACAAGAACAGAGCCAAUCAGAAACAGAGCAAGUUCAGACACGACAAAAGCAACCAGAAGAUAGCAAUGCGGCGCCGGAAAAAAUGUCGGAUUCGGGAGAAUCGUCGACAAGCGUUGAAGAACCAGAGAAAUCUGAAGAUUCGGUUGGAGAAUCGGAGAGAAAAUCUGGGAACAAUGGAGCUGAAAAAACAGAGCAUUGUGGAUCUCCCCGGCAGCGUUUGAGUCUCACGCGCUGUAAAUCGGAGCCGGCGAGAAUGGGAGAGAGGCUCGUGCCGGAGUUGGGAUUCUGGAAGAACACAAGGUUGGGAUUUACGUAACUAAUAGUUUUCCUUAAAUGUAUUUUUUUUAAUUAUUCCUCUGAUUUUUUGAAGUUCGUCCUCUGUUUUCUGGUUUCUCGUCGUGUAUUUUCUCGGGAAUAGACAAUGCGCCGAGAAAAAGAAAGAACAUAUAUAUCUAUAUAUGUAUAUACAUAUAUAUAUAUAUAUGUUUUUGGAUUAUACUAUUGCUGAAUGAA